GGCGCCACGCUCACCGCGGUCACGAGAACCAGGACGGGUCCAAGCUCAAGAUGCCCAGCAGCCGCAACGUCUCCCAAUUUGUCGCCGUCGCCGCUGUCAUCUGCAUUGUCCAUGGGCAGUCACUUUCUACGAGUGCAAUACCUCGAGACCUCGCGCGGAGGCCCGUCUACAACAUCGCCCACAUGGUAAACACGGUUGAGCAAGUGGACGAAGCCAUGCGCCUGGGAGCCAACUCCAUCGAAGCUGACGUCACCUUCACCGCCAACGGUACCGCGACAUGGUUCUACCACGGCGUGCCAUGCGACUGUUUCAGGUGGUGCGACAGCCAUGAAGAGAUACCCGCUCUCCUGGACUACGUUCGGAGGACGGCGUCCGUGGACGGUGCCAUAUACAAGGAGCGCCUCGCAUUGCUCUUCUUGGAUCUCAAGGUCACGAAUGUGCUUCCGCAGUACAAAUACCGUGCGGGAGUUGACAUCGCGGAGAAACUUACACGACACCUGUGGAGUGGAGUUUAUACCUGGAAUGCGAUGAACGUCCUGCUGUCUGUUAGGAGCGUCCGCGACGGCGAAGUGCUCCGCGGAGCGCUGCAUACCAUCUACCGGAUCAUGCCACUCAUGCUCUCUAAGAUAGGUGUAGACGUUUCCAACAGCGACCAGCCUCUGGACGCUAUACGGGACUUGUACCUGCGACUCGGCAUAACGGGUCAUCGGUGGCAAGGUGACGGCGCAACGAACUGCGUCUCGUACCUACGGCCGCCUCAGAGGCUCUACAAUAUCAUCAAGAACCGCCAGUCGGAGGUUCCGCACCACUACGUCGAAAAGGCCUACCAGUGGACCCUCGACACUCCGGGUGAACUCCGACGCUCACUCAGGAGAGGUGUGGACGCCAUCAUUACCAACAGACCGGAUCGCCUGGCCGUCAUCUUGAGGGAAGACGAGUUCCGAGACGUGGUUCGACCCGCCAUCGUUUACGACAACCCCUGGACUAGAUUCGACGACUUCGUGGGCAUGGAUAGCGGAAUGGACAACAUUGACCGGCUCAUUGCGACAGGAGGUCAAACAAGGAUCAUGUUUGCGCAGCUGCUGGUCAUCCUGGCUGCUCUGCUGACGACUCCUGACCUAGCGAGCGGCUCGGAUCGGAGGCCUAUCUACAACAUCUACCACAUGACGAACGCCAUCUGGCAAGUGGACGAAGGCAUGGAGCUUGGAGCCAACGCUAUCGAGUCUGACGUCACAUUCGACAAAGAUGGUACCGCACUCUGGUUCUACCACGGUGUGCCGUGCGACUGCUUCCGGUGGUGCCAGCGUUACGAAGAAGUGCCAGUGCUUUUGCGGUAUCUCCGACGGACCACGGGACCCCCCGCCCCCUUCCCUCAGAAAAAUUCUUUAUGCGCCCCAGGCUCUGGCAACGGCCGAUAUGCUGCCAGAGCUGAUCAGGAAGCCAGGCACACACCUAGACAACAACACGAGUUGGCCAAGGUUGAAUUCUCAGCUCAAAUCGUUUCCGCAUUACGCAGGAGAAACGUGGACGGCAUCAUCACAAACAUGCCGCACCGUCUGGCGAGCGUCCUCAAGGAGAGCGAGUUCCGGAACACGCUGCGGCCGGCCAAUUCCUCGGACAACCCGUGGACUCGCUACGGAUGCCGCUACAACUGCGACAGGAAGCCAUUCAUCUCGGGGGACAUUCUCGGCGGCGCCGCAAUGGCUGGCGCUGGCGUGUCCGAUUAACCGAGGCCUGUUGAAUAUUUAGCAAUUUAACUGAGCCAGCUUGAGACAUUUAUUGGUCAGAAUGAAUUAACGUGUUUGAGCUGUCGGCUUCCCGGCUCGACAUCGUCUGCGCGGGAAACAGCCCAGCAUGUAGCCACGGUGUCCGCAAGACCUACCCCGGUUCCACCCAGUGUGAAAUCUGCAGAAUCAGCGGAGCUACGUUCCUCCUGUGCUUCCCUUGAGAUCGUCUGUGAUGUUGCGUGAUUUUGUGUUGGUGUCUGUGAUUACGUUAUUUGUUGAGUAGAGAUGCACUGGAAAGGACCUGUGGCAGCCCCUGCCACACCCGCCCCUGCUGCAGCAACGUUAGGCCCUGUUCACGCUCGAGUCGCGCUUCCCAGUUUCACCAUACGGCUACCGCUUCGUCCGCGACCGAGGAAGUUAUGCGAUCUAUGCGUGUAUCUGGGAAACGGAGCGUGACGUGCCACGCGGACACUCGUCUGCCGUCAGGCCCAGCCCUGGAACAGUUCCGCUGUCAAAAAAGCCUGAGGACAAGACGACAAAUAUCCAACGCACGCCGGUGGCCUACAACAACAACGAGCCAGAGCCAGUAUGCCGGUGAGGAAUGUGAACCGACAAAAACGCAACGCCAAAGAAGACCGAAGAUUUGUUUUACGCAAAGUCAGCGCUGUUAAUGGACACGCUGGAGGGAGUGAAAAGGACGGGUGUUUGUUUCCUGUGACGGAAAACAGAAGGUGGCCAAGAUACAGUGAACUAU
Molecule: messenger RNA, 2481 nt
Organism: Rhipicephalus sanguineus (brown dog tick)
Lineage: Eukaryota; Metazoa; Arthropoda; Arachnida; Ixodida; Ixodidae
Product: dermonecrotic toxin SPH
Exons: 9
Coding region: 51-1727 (558 amino acids)
Biological process (GO): lipid metabolic process
Molecular function (GO): phosphoric diester hydrolase activity
Source: RefSeq, a predicted model, not a curated record